CUUUGAACGAGGUCGCGUUCACGACAAGCUAACAGACGCUCUCUGUAACGAACGAAAUUUUUGCAUCGUUACGGCCUUACUUUAUCCUCAACAAUGUGGAAGCGCGUCAUGAAAAAUCCUCAUAAGGUGUUGCCUCAACUUCUUGCGGCGGGUAUUGGUUCUUGGGGAUUCUUCUGCACUGGAGCUGUCCGCGGAUGGAGUUCACCCGGAAUCCCUUCCCUCAAUGCGACAAAGACUUUUGAGAUGGAUGCAACAGAAAUGGCAUGGAUAGCUGCUAUGCCACCGUUAUGUGCUCUUGCUGGUGCUUUACUCAUUGGCUAUCCAAUGCAACGAUACGGCCGGCGGACAGCGUUGAUUGGAUUGAGCUUUCCUUUCUUUUUAGGAUUUCUUCUGAUGGGUUUCACUAAUCUCGCCCAACACAAAGCUAUUCUCUUCGUUGGCCGUCUAAUGUCUGGACUAAUGAACGGAGCUGCUACUCCCGCAUCACAGAUUUACAUCAGCGAAUGUUCAUCACCGCGCAUCCGUGGAAUAUUAAGUUCAUUUACGGCCAGUGCUUUGGCGUUAGGCAUUUUAGUGGCAUACAUAAUCGGUGCCUUCGUCGAUUGGUGGGUCCUGGCGUUCGUAUUGAGUAUAUUCCCGUUGAUGCUUCUUACCGGUAUGGUUUUCAUGCCUGAAACUCCUAUCUGGCUUAUAUCCCACAACCGAGAGGAUGACGCAAGAAAAGCUCUGCAACGUCUACGUGGAAAGCGGACGAAUAUUGAAGCAGAAUUCCAAAGGCUAAAGGAGAACCAAGCGAAAAACAGCCAACAACCACAAAUCCAGCCGAAAGAAUUAUUGAAAGGAUCUGUUUUGAAACCGUUGGGUAUUUCUAUGGGAAUCAUGUUCUUCCAGCAAUUUACUGGCAUCAACGCCAUGAUCUUCUACACUGUCAGCAUCUUCAAGUCAGCUGGAACCACAAUCGAUGGACGUUAUGCUACUAUCAUUAUUGGUUUCGUCCAGCUCAUCGCUACAGCCGCAUCAGGAUUUUUGGUGGAUCGCUUUGGACGUCGCUUGCUUAUACUCUCAUCCGCGACGAUAGUCUCUUGUUCAUUAGCGGCCAUGGGCACUUUCUUCUACAUGCAAGCCCAAUGGGGAGUCGCUCUAGCUACAGAAAAACUUGGUUGGUUACCUUUGCUGUCGCUCAUUGUUUUCUUCAUCGCUUAUUCCGGAGGGUACUCCAAUGUUCCAUUCAUCCUCAUGGGUGAGAUGUUUCCGGCUCGUUAUCGUUCCAUUCUUGGACCGCUCAGCUCUUCGUUCAACCUGUGCUGUGCGUUUACCGUCGUACGGAGUUUCCCUCUGAUGCAAAUUGCAAUGGAAAAGUACGGAGCUUUUUGGUUCUUCAUGUGCUGCACGCUAUUGGGAAUCGUCUUCGUCUUUUUCCUUCUGCCUGAAACCAAAGGUAAAACGCUGGAGGACAUUGAGAAACUCUUCUCUGUCAAAUACAAUGCCGAUGGCACGUUGAAAAUCAGUGAAAUGCAGCCGGACAACUAUUCAAAUGGAAAAACGGCAUCUAUAGCUUCUUCUGGUAUUACAAUGGACGAUCCAAGUCGCGCUUCUUUCCAUAAGCAGAAAGGCAAUCCGGAUGGCAAAAUUGCGAUAGAAAAUGGAAAUGGUUUUCAUCCAGUGGCCUUAAAUCCAAUUGCCGAUUCGGAGGAUGAAGACGAAGAUGACGGUUCACUCGUUCCAGCACCCAUUUAGAGCAUCGGCUGUCCUGUGCCUUAACAGAUACACUUACGAAGGCUUACGGAAAUUCUUAGUGGCAUGGCAAUUUUAUUUCCUGACAAAAACGGAAUAGUCGAUGCGGUAAAUCAGUUUAAUAAUUUAAUAGCUCAUGACUCAAAGAUUUUAUAUUUACCCGUGUUCUUAGAAAUGAACUGUGCAAAGCUGCAUGUAAUGAUGGUUUGUUUUUACGAAUUUCACUUUGUGUAAUUGUAAAUUUUGUUUUUUGUCUGGAAAGAAACUCGGAAAAUGAA
Daphnia carinata is the source of this 2012-nucleotide messenger RNA. Its product is annotated as facilitated trehalose transporter Tret1-2 homolog. Bases 94 to 1737 code for a protein of 547 amino acids. The transcript has 7 exons. NCBI's taxonomy places the organism in Eukaryota, Metazoa, Arthropoda, Branchiopoda, Diplostraca, Daphniidae. The record is from RefSeq and is a predicted model, not a curated record. Gene Ontology annotation, biological process: transmembrane transport; carbohydrate transport. Gene Ontology annotation, cellular component: membrane. Gene Ontology annotation, molecular function: sugar transmembrane transporter activity.